AAUUAAGGAAAAAAAUAUAUUUGAUUUUACUUUCCUUUUCAUUAAAAUUUUCUUUUUUGCAGUGUUUGAAGGAAGAUGGAUGAUUUUCAUAAACGUCUAGCUAGUUUGAAGAGUGUUCUGACAUGUGGAAUUUGUAAAAAAUUAUGCAAAGAUGUCACGAUUAUUGAAGAAUGUUGUCAUCGAUUUUGCAAAAAAUGCAUUACAAAUAAGAUAUCAGAAGAGAAAUGGAAUACUUGUCCAGAAUGCAAUAGGGACUUAGGCGUUGCCCCUUUGCAUAAACUCAGGCCUGAUCACCAACUGCAAGUGAUAAGAGACAUAUUCUCUAGUAAAAGAAGAGAACUAAUUGAGCUUGGAUUGAUAGAAAAAUUCAAUAAAAACGAACCCAAAAAUUUAGCUCGUGAGGAUAUUGAUCUUAAUUAUAGUGUUGAAAUGCUCAUUGAUCCAUCGCCUCCUCCUGCUCCUACUCCUUCUCCUGUUAUGAUUGCUACAAGCUCAAGGAGAAAGGAGAAAUUGAUUUCUUCCAUAGUAAAUACUACACAGCUUGUGGAUGACCAAGUUUCAAAUCAGAAUAACGUUACGAGUAGUAAUACUGGAAGGGGAAGGGGAAGGGGAAGAGGCAGAGGAAGAGGAAGAGGAAGAGGAAGAGGAAGAGGAAGAAGAAGAGAAAGUCCACAAAAUAAUGUUAAUGAUGUUAAUUCGAAUAAUGGAGAUACAUAUCCAAGAAGUUUAAUCAUUCCUCUUCUUUCGAGCAAAGAUACUCAACAUAAACAACAGGUUGAGAGUAUUGCUUAUGCAACUGAGUCCUCAAAGAAAAACAAAAGUGUUAAACCAUUGGAUGAAAUGAAUGACUUGUGGGAACCGUUGAACAACUUGGUAACAAAAAGUGAAGAGCCAGUUCCAAAGUUCAUCAGUAAUACUCCAAUAAUCAAUCUUGAAGAUUAUGAAAAUGAGGAUGACAAUGAUGAUGAUGAAGAAGACGAUGAGUAUGUGCCUUCCCCAAAAGUUAAGGAACAGAAAGUUAGACAACAAAAUGUUGUUAAAAAACUAGAUGUUGUUCAAGCUACAGAAGCACCAACAAGUAGCAAUAAUAAUAAUAAUGAUAAAGGGAAAGGGAAAAAGGGGAGACGUGGUAGAAAGAAAAAAGAAACGAAUAGUUCUCCUCUCCCUCCUCCUCCUGUUAGCGGUGGUGGUGGUGGUAAUGGUGAUGGUGGAACAAAUCUUAACGUGGCACAAGUUCAAGUUGCUAUUGAGACAGAAGGAGGUACAAUCAGUGGAAUUACAAGAGUAGUUAAUGAAAGAGUACAUCCCAUUUGGUUCACUUUGGUUGCAUGUGAUAAACAGACAUGUCCUCUACCCUUGCCACAAAUUUCUUCCCGCUACAUAAAGAUCAAAGAUGUGAACAAGCCGUCUUCCUACAUAAAGAAGUACCUUGCACACAAAUUGAGUCUCCAGAGUGAAGACGAGGUGGAGAUUCACAUGUUAGGAAUGCAAAUUCAACCUACUUUUCCUCUCAAAAACCUAGCAGAAUUGUGGUUACGUGUAGCACCUAACUCUGGAAAACAUUUAGCAAAAGUUGGAGCUUCUGCCCAAGAAUUCGUCAUGGUUUUGAACUAUUGUCGUUCACACCCAUAAUUGAAUUUUUGUAUUAAAAAUGUACAAUAUUUGCUUAAAUAUUCAAAAUUGCAAGGAGAAAACUUCUUGUUGCAUGUUGUCAAUUA
Molecule: messenger RNA, 1718 nt
Organism: Solanum lycopersicum (tomato)
Lineage: Eukaryota; Viridiplantae; Streptophyta; Magnoliopsida; Solanales; Solanaceae
Product: E3 ubiquitin protein ligase DRIP1-like
Molecular function (GO): metal ion binding; ubiquitin-protein transferase activity
Source: RefSeq, a predicted model, not a curated record